Molecule: messenger RNA, 570 nt
Organism: Letharia columbiana
Lineage: Eukaryota; Fungi; Ascomycota; Lecanoromycetes; Lecanorales; Parmeliaceae
Exons: 2
Coding region: 1-570 (189 amino acids)
Source: RefSeq, a predicted model, not a curated record
AUGGAAUAUCUUUACUGUUGUAUUCUUGACGCUGCAAACAGACUGAAAUUCACGAGGUCCGAUCCCAAGAACUUUGAUUGGGUAAUCAAGAAAGUCAGUUCUACUUCGAGCACCACAAGUGCCAAUCGUUUUCGACAGCCUUCUCACACAUCAUUUCCCGUCCACGAUUGCCACGACGCCUUGGAUGCGUCUGCAGCUUACCUGCAAAAGAAGGUCUCAAGCCAUCAAGUCAGUGACAGGAAAGACAGGUUCCAAUGGAUUUAUGCCCCCUUGGAGGAGGUACUUGAGCAUCUUCUUGCCAUGAUAGGCAGGAUCGUCAGGCUCAGAGAAGUGACCUUUCAAGUCGUAGCAGUCUUGCAGAAGGGACAAUCUGAGUGUCUGGAGACUGAUCCCACGGCAUCGCAGUCCAUUGAACAGAUGCUUCCAAGCUUCGCAUAUGGUAUCCUGAGGGUCGGGGUGAUGCAGGAUCCUCAUGACCAUCAGCUCGACGCUCUCGAGUGUUGCUCCGUGACGAUCGAAGAAGCCCAUGAGGUCUUCAUGGCCUAUCAUCAAGAAGCCACGCAGGCCUAG